ACCAAACAGGAGUGGCUCACCUAUCCAAUCCGGACAUUGUACUGCUGAAACUUUUUUUUUUUUUUCUCUCUCUUCUAAAUGUACCAUUUUGCAAUGGAGUGCUGCCACAGAAAUAUAAUUGUGGCAUAUAAUGUUAUAAUAUAUCUUAGCUUAUGCCAGACUAAAAUCGUUAAUCCUGAUUUCUAAUGAAAUUUAAAUCCUAUACUGAGCGUAGAAACAAGGCUUUAAAGUGAUUGAUCUAAGCUAGUCACAGGCGACAAUCCACCAAUGGCGUUCUUCAUGCAAUGUUUUGCUAUCUGCCUCGUCCUCAUCGCCGGCGCCACCGCCGCCCGCCAGAAUCCGACCAUCAAGCUCCGGUCCGCCCUAGACGACGAUAACCUCUUAUGUGAGAGCUGGAAACAGGCGGUGGAGACCAACAACGCCGGCCCUUGGGGCCUGCCCAUUCAGCCUUGCUUCGACUUCGCAAUAUCCUAUAUGACCGGCCUCCGGUACUUCGCCGACAGCAUCGCCGUCGCCAACUACGCCGUGGAAUUCGCCAAGUCGGUGAAUGUGACCGACAAGGACGCCUGGGUUUUCGACGUCGACGACACUUUGCUCUCCCAUGUUCCCCACUUCUGUUCACCUAAUCAAGAAUCAAGGAAAUUGCAGGAGAGAGUGAAAUCUGAAGGGUGGGAAGAUUCAUUGUUGGGUGAUGAGGUUGAUUUGCCGGCGUUACCGGCAAGUUUGGAACUGUACCGAAAUAUUCACAAGUUAGGGUUCAAGAUUUUCUUGCUAUCGGGACGGGAACACUCUCAGCUCAAUCAAACCCUCAGAAAUCUUUUGGAAGUUGGAUAUAUCAACUGGGACAGACUCAUCUUAAGGGAUACAUGUGAGGAGCAUAAGACAGCAUUGAUGUACAAGUCAGAGAGGAGGAUGGAGUUGGUUGAAGAAGGUUACACACUUCAUGGGAACUGUGGUGAUCAGUGGUCUGAUUUGCUUGGAUAUGCCAUGGCCGUUCGAUCCUUCAAACUCCCAAACUUGAUGUAUUAUAUCAAGUGAUUCUAUUCCGAUCCUGUAGUUAAUGUUCAUUUUUACGGGAAUAAAUUACUCUCAUUGUAUUUCAA
This is a messenger RNA of Ipomoea triloba (trilobed morning glory), 1103 nucleotides long. Its product is annotated as acid phosphatase 1-like. The transcript is spliced from 4 exons. NCBI's taxonomy places the organism in Eukaryota, Viridiplantae, Streptophyta, Magnoliopsida, Solanales, Convolvulaceae. The record is from RefSeq and is a predicted model, not a curated record. The coding region runs from base 268 to 1038 and encodes 256 amino acids.